Molecule: messenger RNA, 967 nt
Organism: Amorphotheca resinae ATCC 22711
Lineage: Eukaryota; Fungi; Ascomycota; Leotiomycetes; Helotiales; Amorphothecaceae
Exons: 1
Coding region: 32-967 (311 amino acids)
Biological process (GO): double-strand break repair via homologous recombination; DNA damage tolerance
Cellular component (GO): Smc5-Smc6 complex; nucleus
Molecular function (GO): ubiquitin-protein transferase activity
Source: RefSeq, a predicted model, not a curated record
CAAAGCAUCACCAACCUACCCAGCAGCCAGCAUGUCCUCCACCUCCGACCCAUCACUCGGGCACUACGACGACACGAACCGAGCAUUUCUACAAGCGCUGCUCGCGCGGGGCUCCGUGACAUUAUCCGAGGGGCAAAAGAUCCUCUCCUCGAUCUUCAGCUGCGCAGACGGAGCUCCAGCACACGCCACCCGCGCCGAUUUCGAAUCGUACGUCGCGGCCGCGGCAUCUGUGCUUUCUGUAUAUGAUUAUGAGAUCCGGAGCUCGCAGCAUCAGGUGACGAAGGAGCGGAUCUGGGCGGUGGUCAAUAGUAUCAGUGAUGGGGUGACGCAGCUCGCUACUGCGCGGACGCCGGAUGAGAUGGCGUAUAUCCGCCGACUGCUGGAUGCUAUGUUCGAUGUGUAUAAUACGAGAAGGAGGGAGGUGAUGGCGGUUACGAGUAUGCAAGCUUUAGAGAAAAGGGUCAUUAAGGGGGAGGCUGGCGGAGGAGGGCUAACGCAUGAACAAGCGGAGAGAUUGUUGGGCGUUCUAGAGAGUGAGGGCUGGUUGGAGAGGAGUAAGGAGGGCUGGUAUUCGUUGACCCCGAGAGCGUUGAUGGAGUUGAGGGCCUGGUUGGUCGAGAUGUAUAAUGAUGAGGAGGAGGAGGAGGGCGGCUGGCAGAGGAUUAAGUUCUGUGAGGCGUGCAAGGAGAUCGUUACCGUGGGCCAGAGAUGCAUGAAUUUGGAGUGUAAUGUCAGGUUGCAUGAUAUCUGUCAAGCGGCGUUUUGGAACUCGAGACCGGAGAAGAAAUGUCCGAGGUGUGAGACGGCGUGGGAGGGGAAGGCGUUUGUGGGACAGAGGGUGAUAACGACGACGGAGGAUUAUUUGAAGGGGAAGAGAAGGAGUGGUGGAGUUAGGACGAGUAGACAACAAGCUGAGGAUGAGGAGGUGGUGGCGGUGGACGAGGAAGAGGCCGAGGACGAUGAAUGA